Messenger RNA from Stylonychia lemnae, 531 nucleotides. The record is from the annotation of a GenBank genome assembly. NCBI's taxonomy places the organism in Eukaryota, Ciliophora, Spirotrichea, Sporadotrichida, Oxytrichidae.
AUGGAAUCUAGAUUCUUAAAAUUAGAUGUUUUGGGAAGUGGAGCUUUCGGGACUGUUUACAAAGUCCAAAGAAACUCUGAUAAGCUAUAUUUUGCAAUGAAACAAUUUAAUGACCCUGAUAUUGAGCAAAUUAUUCAAGAAAUUAAAGCCCUUUAGGAGAUGGAUUUCAAGAACAUCAUAAGAUAUUAUGACUCUAGCUUGGAUCCUCCUUGCAUUGUAAUGGAGUACUGCUAAAAAGGAAGCUUAGACAAGAUGAUUAAGGAUGCUAAAUAAAUGAAUAAGCAAAUACCUGAGGAGGAAGUUUUAAGAAUUGUAAAAUAAAUCCUUAAAGGACUUAAAAACUGCCAUAAAAACAAAUUGGUACACAGGGAUCUAAAGCCAGCAAAUAUUUUAAUCAAUCAGAAUGAUGUUGUUAAGAUUGGUGACUUUGGUCUUGCUAAAUUUAUGUAGUAGACUCAUCUUAGUAGCCAAGUAGGGACUAUUCUUUAUAUGAGUCCAGAGAUUAUAGAGGGAAAGCAGUAUGAUGGUUGA